ACCCCUGCCCUUUCACCUUUCACCUCAAAAUGGCGGCCUCCGGUGUGCGAUGCCUUGUGAAGUCUCUCAUCUCAUCCAACCGUGUGAUGGUGUUCUCCAAGUCCACGUGUCCAUUCUGUGUGAUGGCGAAAGACGUGUUGAGCGAGGCCGGCGUGUCACAACCCAAGGUCUUAGAACUGGACCACAUAGAAGAGGGGCCUCAAGUACAGGAUGCAUUACGCGAGCUGACUGGUAUCAGCACAGUUCCCAACGUUUUUAUCAGUGGAAAAUGUAUAGGGGGAGGAACAGACACUGCCAGGCUAUAUGAAACAGGAGAACUUCAGCAAUUACUCACAGAAGCAGGGAUUCUGAAGAAACAGGAAGAUUCUUAGCUGGGAUUCCUUAACACGAAGUUGGUACUCGUACACUGGACCAAUACUGGCCUUGAAAAUGACUUUGAACCAUUACAGAAAGCCUAUACCCCUGUGGACCAGUUUUAGACCUGAACCAAAACAAAGGACCAUCUAAUAUCCCACUGCUGCCACCAUGUUGACUGUGCUCUGAUGUCCUGAUGCCUCUUCAUAUGCUUGGUGAAAAAAGUAGUGUGGAUGCUUGCUUGAACAUACAACACAAAGUCAACAAUACUCUAUAUAAACUUAAAACCUGAAACGUCUAAUAGAAAUCCCAUCUGAAUUGUAAAUAAAAGUUGUAAUGAUAUGUUGAUACA
This is a messenger RNA of Branchiostoma floridae (Florida lancelet), 706 nucleotides long. Its product is annotated as glutaredoxin-like. The transcript is spliced from 3 exons. Bases 30 to 371 code for a protein of 113 amino acids. Gene Ontology annotation, molecular function: glutathione disulfide oxidoreductase activity. Gene Ontology annotation, cellular component: cytoplasm. NCBI's taxonomy places the organism in Eukaryota, Metazoa, Chordata, Leptocardii, Amphioxiformes, Branchiostomatidae. Gene Ontology annotation, biological process: cellular response to oxidative stress. The record is from RefSeq and is a predicted model, not a curated record.